AUGCUAAACACCAGACCACAAUCACCAACCAUGGCAACCAAUACAGAAAAGGAACAUCACAGCGAUACACAAGACGUUCUUCUUGAUUCUCAAGAAGAAGAAACAACAAGCCGACGGGUUCGAUUUUCGGUCGAUGAAAACGAUACCCAGAGCGCCCCCAACCAAGAACUCACAGCGGAAAUGAUUAGCGAGCUCUGGUACACGCACGAAGAAGUUACAGGAUUCAAGCAGGAAAUUCGAACCCUCGUCAUUCGACGAAUGCAAAAAGGAUCGUUGACCGAAGACGAAAUGGCGGGAUUGGAAAAAUAUCACCCUCAACGCUCGGAAUACAAAAAGUCGGCCAAACAUCACAUUCUACAUGCCCAAACAAAGAGACGAGGCCCUGAAUUUCUUCGUUCUAUAUCACGGCGAUGCACUGCCUGGGCCAGAGCGAUCGCUACGGAACAAGGAUUUCAUGAUUACUGCGCCGUGUACGAUCCAUGGGAUGGCCUCAAUUUCGAGUCUGUCAUUGUUGCUGCUGACACUAAUGACUCUUCAGUGACUAUCACGGAGAAACGAAUGCGCAACGAGGAGGUGGAAGCAUCACAACGUUCUUCUUCUUCUUCUUCUGCUGCUGCCUCCAAGAGACAAAGGUUGUCGCCGCGAUAG
This is a messenger RNA of Cylindrotheca closterium, 648 nucleotides long. The record is from the annotation of a GenBank genome assembly. NCBI's taxonomy places the organism in Eukaryota, Bacillariophyta, Bacillariophyceae, Bacillariales, Bacillariaceae.